AGGGUAUAAACAGGGCAGCAUGUAACCCAGGAAGAGGCAGGGAGUGGAGGAGGAGGAAGAGGGGAAGGAAUAAACAUUUUACCUUUUGUCCAUCCUUUGAAAUGGUGAAUGAAGAGCAAGAUCUCAAGUAGCAUCCCAGCUUCCUCCUUAAGCUUCCUCCUGAGAAGUAACCAGUCCUCUGCUGCCUCCUGCUUCCCCUAGGCCUGAAAUUAGUGUUGGUGCCAUGAGCCAUUUCAGAAUCCGUGCAGCCAGGCCCCAAGACUGUCCUGAAAUCCUGCGUCUUAUCAAAGAACUAGCUGCUUAUGAAAAUAUGCCAAAUGCAGUAACACUAACAGAAACAGAUUUGCUUGAAGAUGGCUUCAGAGAACAUCCUUUGUAUUACUGUCUAAUAGCAGAGGUGCCAAAGGAGGGGCAAGCAGGAAGUAGUUACGCUGUAGGCUAUGCUAUGUAUUAUUUUACAUAUGACCCUUGGAUUGGCAAGUUACUUUACCUGGAAGACUUCUAUAUUAUGGAGACAUAUAGAGGUUUGGGCAUCGGAUCUGAAAUCUUAAGGAGAUUAAGCCAGAUAGCAAUUGAGACCAACUGUAGCCGCAUGCAUUUCCUUGUAGUCAUCUGGAACAAGCCGUCUAUCGAGUACUAUGUGAGACGUGGAGCUUCAGAUCUUUCUACUGAAGAGGGCUGGCAUCUUUUCAAAUUUGACAAAGAGACUCUUCUCAGAAUGGCAACUGAAUAACAAUGAAGACUCACACUCACCAUUCCAAAAUGUGUGCAAAAUCAGAUUAAUUUGAUCUGACCAACUUUCCUUUUAGCAAAAUACAACAUCUUCCGUUUAUACCCA
This is a messenger RNA of Alligator mississippiensis (American alligator), 838 nucleotides long. Its product is annotated as spermidine/spermine N1-acetyl transferase like 1. Bases 224 to 733 code for a protein of 169 amino acids. NCBI's taxonomy places the organism in Eukaryota, Metazoa, Chordata, Crocodylia, Alligatoridae. Gene Ontology annotation, cellular component: cytosol. The transcript has 6 exons. The record is from RefSeq and is a predicted model, not a curated record. Gene Ontology annotation, molecular function: N-acetyltransferase activity.